Paramuricea clavata is the source of this 400-nucleotide messenger RNA. The record is from the annotation of a GenBank genome assembly. Lineage: Eukaryota; Metazoa; Cnidaria; Anthozoa; Malacalcyonacea; Plexauridae.
GCACAAUCAUUGGUCUCGGCUUGACAACAUUGUUGGUAAUCCUGCCGGGUCCGUUGUGCUUUGCUACAUUCUGCACACUCCUUGCCUACAUAGCCCAGUGUGUCUUCGCCAAGUUGAAACCAGUUUGCAAAACCAGUGUGGGAGAUUUGAUGAACCGAGUUGAGAUGGUUUCUGCUGGCCUACCCACAUGGCAGGGCAGAAGUUUGAGUGAGAACAUAAUGGCGUUUAUGAGCAGAGGAAAUGUGGAAGACUCGAGUAUCGACAUGGAUGACACAAUGAGCACAGAUGACGAGUACGGAGAAACAUCGUCUAAGCAGCCUGAUAUACAAACACAGCUGAAUGGGAGAGACGUUUUUAACAGACUAGCUUUCUUAAUGAACUGUAAAACUGUUGCAGCUGG